This is a messenger RNA of Cladocopium goreaui, 11214 nucleotides long. The record is from the annotation of a GenBank genome assembly. NCBI's taxonomy places the organism in Eukaryota, Dinophyceae, Suessiales, Symbiodiniaceae.
GACCUCUGGUGUGCUGCCUCGGCCGGGGGCGGUGACCUGGCUGCUGCCUGCAGGGCGCGCAUGGCAUCCAGAUGUCCGACACGACAUUGGCUGGUGCCUUCACUUCUGCUUUGUUCGCAGCUCUUGGCGUCCCGACCUGAUCCCUCCUUGGAGUGCUUGCUGCUUUGGACACCCCCACCCAUCCCGGCGACCGACGCGGAUGAGCACAGGCACCUCCUCCUUGGAUUGGCGUUUGCCGGGCGCCGCCAACGGAGAACCUUGGGCAAGGCCUUUGUCGCCGGUUGGGGGUCUAGUGCUGCUCCUCUCUGCCCUUCCGGCUUGUGGGUCAGGCCACUUCCGGUCGUACGUUGGCGUUGCCGUCGGGUUCAUUGGAUUGCGCGGCGGCCCCCGCUGACCUGGCGCCGCCACUUGCACCGACAUUGUGGGUAUGCUGGCGUCCGCGUCGGCGAGGCUGCUCAUCCUGGGCCAGCCCCUGGCACGCCCAUCGGCAGCGAACGGGCCCCAAUGGCCAUUGAUGGAGGCCCUCCUGCCCGUGAGCGCUCUCCCGCCCGGCGCCGGGACAGCCGCAUCUGGAAGACCAUGCCGCUGGUACACUUGACGGAGAGGUUCCAGCUGCCUACCGGGCCCAGCACCAGCUCGACCUCUGCUCUGUGUGUGGCGGGCUCGUGGCUUCCCGCUUUCAUGGGGCUCAUCCCCGCUGCUCGCUCUGCCUGGGCCCAGUGCCUUGCUCGAGCCCUUGGCCAGGUUGCCGCUACCAAUACCUUGCAAGCCUGGCGCGACCUCUUCAUGCUCCCCAAGGCCGUGCUUCGACCUGCCCCUCGCGGCGGGCACCGGCACAAACUGCAGGCCGCCCAGUUCACCCAGCGACGGUGUGCCCGGUGGCUCUCCGGUGAACGGGAAGAACUCUGGAACGAACCGCUCGGUGUCCGCCGCCCGCGGAGUUCUAGGGGCUUGGAUGAAGAAGCUGCCCUGGCCGGCCGUCAGCGGCGCUGCUGUGGCCUUGCCUCUGAAGGCGAAUUCUCCCGGGCUUGUGCGGCUCUGGUCUCCCCCCCUCUCUUGGACAACACCGACGACGUGGCAGUCAAACUCCAAGCCAAGCACCCUCGAGCCACGCCUGCCAGACCUGCUCUGGUCGCGCUUGGCCCGCCUCCAUUGCCAGCCGUGCCAGAGCUCGGGGUGGAGGAUGUGGUCCAUGCCAUCCGGAGUUUCAGCCGCGGCAGUGCAGCUGGGCCAACUGGCUUGCGCGGAGAUCACCUACGUGAGGCUUUGGGCUCUGCCCACGGCGAUGAGAUGGCGGUCCACGCCUUGCCUGAGGUCGCCCCUCACCUUGCCGGGGCCACCCUUCAUGCAUUGCCCAAGGGCGCCGAUGACGUCCGCCCCAUCGCUGUCGGUGAGACAUUGCGGCGGCUAACAGCCAAAUGCCUCUGCAAUGAUGUCCGGGUGCCAGCCCGGGAUUUUUUGUGUCCCCUGCAGGUUGGGGUAGCCACCCGUCAUGGCACAGAAGCGGUGGUCCACACAGCCCGACAGUGGGUGCAGCGGCACGCCGGCAUCCCGGACCAAGUGCUUCUCAAAAUUGAUUUCAGCAACGCUUUCAACACCGUGGAUAGGGCAGCCCUCCUUCGCGAGACUCGCCUGCGGCUGCCUGGGCUCUCCCCUUGGGCCGAAGGGUGCUACGGGCACCACUCGCGACUCUUGUUUCAUGGAGAUCCUUUGUCCUCAGAAGCUGGGGUGCAACAAGGCGAUCCGCUGGGCCCCCUCCUUUUUUCCUUGGCCCUUCACCCUGCGCUUCAAGCUGCUCGUCGUGGGGGGGCCCCAGAUCUUCAGCCCCCACUCGUGGUUAGCUACUUGGAUGAUGUCUGCCCUGCGGGAAACUACAGGCAAGUCAGCGCCGGGCUUGUCCGACUCACUGCAGCGGCUCGCCAGGUUGGGUUGCAGGUAAACCCGGCCAAGUGUGAGCUGGUCACCUGCGGCGGCGCGGCUGCCGCUGUCGACCUAGCGCUUUUUCCUGCAAACAUGCCCUUCAACCAGAGUGGUGGCUUCGAAUUGCUGGGAGCACCUAUCGGCGACGCCACCUUUUGUGAAGGCUACACCCACACUCAGAGGGUCAGCAAGACGUUUCCCCUCUUGGAAGCUUUGGCCAACUUGGGAGAUGCACAAACCAGUUUGCUGCUCCUCCGCCAAUGUGCCUCAUAUUGCCGUUUAGUUUAUGCAACCCGUGCCACUCCCUCCAUUGGGCUUGCCCCGGCACUUAUAGCUUUUGAUUCGGCCGUCCGGGCCUGCUUGGAAACUGCCUGCACUGGACCACUCACUGCCGAAGCUUGGCUUCAAGCUACCCUCUCCACCAGCCAUGGCGGGCUUGGGUUGCGUGCUGUUGCCACUCAUGCUGCCGCUGGGUACGCCGCAUCCGUGUUUGCCACCACAAGCCUUUGUCAGGAGAUCGACCCAGCGUAUCAAAGUGGAUUUGCUGCCGCCAUCCAGCUCGUGAAUUCGCAGCUCCCGGCUGCUGACCACUUCCCUGUCCCCGCGCCGCCUUCCUUACGACAACAAGUUUUGUCCAAGGCGCUGGACCGUGUGGUGGUCACGCACCGCCCUGCAGCUGCAGUUCGGGAACCGUCGCCAGAGAUCAUGCAUGCUUCAGACAGUGAAGAUGUGGAACAGAAAGAUGGCGAGCAGAGUGACAUCUUAGAUGCCUCGGACUGUGACGUAGCUGAAGGCACUGAGACAGAGGAGAUGGGCUGGGAUGAGCGACAGCUUCCUGCAGUGGACUCGGUUGGGGUGGCCAACUUCAUCAAUGCCACCUUGGACAGCCAGCCUGAACUUGUGCAGCGAAUCCAGACGGCCCUCGCCGAUCGAGAAGUGACUGUUGCCUCGAUAUGUUCUGGUUGGGGUGUAGCUGAGAUGUGCAUCACCUCCAUCAACGAGUACUUGGAACAACAUGCUCCUGGGAAGGCUGGGCGUUUGGUUCUUUCCUUCAGCUGUGAGUGCGAGCCCUUCAAAAUCAAUUGGCUCCGCAAGGCUUUUCCGGAUACCAAGGUUUUCACCGAUAUGAAGGACUUGCAUACGGGCAAGGCCUUUGAUGCAAAGUGCCAGUUUAUGGCCACUGUUCCCAAGGUGGAUGUUGUGAUCGAUGGGUACCCGUGCAAGAGCCUGUCGAAGCAAAAUUCGCAAGCUCGCAGCUUCUUGGAUGAAAGUUCGAAGUCUGGAGAAGGGUUCAAGGCUUUGAAGGACUAUGUGGACUAUGCAUCUCCGAGCGUGAUUAUCUGCGAGAAUGUGGGGGUGAUGGCGCACUCGCGGCGAGGAUUUGGCGGUGAAAAGCCGAUUGAGAUUCAGCAGCACCAGUUCAACAUUCGUGGAUAUUUUGGUUUCUACCAGACGGUCAAUAGCAAGCAGUUUGGUCUCAGGCAGUGCCGCACCCGGGUGUAUUCCAUCUAUGUGAAAAAGAUCGAAGGAAACACGAAGUUGCUCGGCUCUAUCUUCAAUUCCUUCAAGUGCGGCCUUCUUCCAGUCCAUAUGUUUUUGGAUCAUGCUGAAGAUCCCGUUGUGGACAAUGGCACCGCCCUCAAAACCAAAGCUGGCUCUGGGCAGAAGUGGAAGAUUGGGUUCAAAGAGUGCUGCAAGGUUCUUGGAGAAGCCAAAGUCAAGAAGAACAUGGAUAUUCUCCGGAAGUUCAACAUGCCCUUGACCGACCGUGAAUAUGCCAUCUUGGCUGUGAGUGUUACUGAGCUGGAAGCUGCAGGUUACACGCCCUAUGAGUCCAAGUAUCCCAUCCAGGUUUUCCGCCCCUAUUGCUGCUGCAGCACUUUGCGCUGCCUUGGGAAGCUGGCGCCAGACUGGGACAGAGCAGUGAUGUCCAUUGUGUCUCAGAUUGUCGCUGGUCCGGAAACAGCUGCAGUGCCAAUGUCUUCGGAGGGGGCACCCGCAGUCAUCAAGUUGACCAGUGCGUUGAUUGAGAAUUUGUUCAGCUUGCGGCAUUGCUCUGACAAGUCCAUCCACCUGGACGAUGUGGGCGAACUGAAGGUCAAGGAUGGCCUUUUCCAGUGGCCUGUUUUGCAUGGAGGCACUUUCAAGCAGCUGGCUGCACGUGCGUGGACAGAUCCCGAUCGCCUAUGUGAGAUGUCAGCCAACUUUGUGAGCCGGGUGGGGCUCACGAGUUCCAAUGAUAUUGGUGAGUUUGUGCAGGAGUUUUGCAAAGUUGAGGCUUGGCCUCCAGAGAAGGGCCUGGAGUUUGAGACGUCGAUCUUGAGUUGGUCGUUCGAGGAUGCAGCUUUCUGGCGGGGCAAGUCCGUUGCAAUGUCAGAGAUCAUCAACUACGCUCGGAGCAUCGCCUCCACCAGAUUUCGAGAGGCUUGCAAGGGCGUGACAUGCAGCUGGUAUGGUGGUGACAAGCAAGCAUCAGGCACUGCCAGCCUGGAUGAGGAUGCAGAUGUUUUGUUCGCAUCAAGUCCUGAUCAGCAGUCAGGCGGAGAACCUGAAACCUUCUUUGCUUCUGACGAAGAAGCCAGCUCUUUUGGUUCCAGGAAUCAGGAAAAGAGUGAAGAUGAGCUGUUUUAUUCAUCAGAUGGAGACGAGAGGGCUCGGAAACGAGCCCGGCACGCACCCCGUCAGAGGGACAGUGCCAAAUUCCUGGAAAAAGAAGUUUGUCGUCGAGCUUUAGCAGCUUUGUUGGGUAUAGGCGGAUCCACUUUUGAGAGAAUUCGACGUGGAGAAGCUGCCUACACGAAUGACGCCAGAAAACCAUUGCAGAAACACCCUACCUUCGGCUUCUCUUUGAGAGGUGACACGGGAAAGGUUUGGGAAGAAAUUGUCAUGUUCUUCUACCACAUCUACCAUACCUCUGCAGAAGUUAUGCCCACAGGAUGGCACACCAUCAAAGAGAGAGGUGCUCAGCCUUUAGAAACACCUUUUCCGGAAGAUUGCCAAAAUGCUGGUGCAAACGCAGAGGAACUCCAGCGACUUGUCAAUAGCAUUGGGCGCACCCUGAACACUUUCGCCACGGACGUGGAUUGUCAGAUGAUCGGUCCCGGUACUUUUGCUGGACCCAGGCGGUGCCUCCAGCAUGGGAACAGGACUGACCUUUUUUGGGAGUAUUUGGCUUUUGCCGAAUCGCGCAAAGUUAAGCCUGCAUCGUACAACACCUACAUGCGAGUGGCUAAUUCAGUUUUGGGGCCAGGCUUGAGAGAUGGCCACCUAAGGUUUCGGAAGCAGAGUGAGCACGCUCAGUGCGACUAUUGCUUCCAAGCCCGGGAGCGCAUCAGAAAGGCCUACUUUGUGGAUUUGCUUGCCAAUGGGCAGCGCCUUGCCAUUUUCCACAUCACAUCUUUGCCUAUGGACCUCAAGAAGAAUUCCGAAUGCACUAUGGAACAGGUGGCGCGCACUUUGGACAAGAUUCUGUAUGAGAAGAAGAAUUUACCCGCAGGCCACGAAGACGUGGACCAGUAUUUCUCUCAAGUUGCCGCUUUCCUCACCCCUCAAGAAUUCUCUGUUCCUGAUGAUGUCGUGACUCUGUUGGACAGCGCCACCCGUCCGGAGCAUGAGCCAGAUAUGCAUCGGAAGUUAGCAAAACGAACAAAGGUCACGACGCAGGCAUACAAGUUAGAUGAGGAUAUCGAUCCGGUUUCCUUUGGUUCAUGUGAGGUUGAGGAGCUGAGAGGCAUUGAUCACCAGCCCCAUGGAAGUGAUGUUCUGCUUUUGUGCAAACGGUUCAUGGCAGACCCAGAGCCCUUCCGUGUGAUUUGCCUUGUUAGUGCAGCGACUUCUGCGCAACUUCGAUCCAGCUUCCAACAGCCGGUGGGUGUUUCUGAUCGGAGAGCCAUCUCAGAGACCCUGCGCAAGAACUUGAAGGCAAAAGCUCCUGUUUGUCGCAGGCAAGGUUCGAUCACACUGGAUGCAGAGGCUUACCUCAUAGGUUUCGAGUUUACACUGUCUUGCGAGCCGAUGAGGAUUCAGACGAAGAAGAGGAUAGUUCGCCAGAACACGGCCUCGAAAGUUCAGCCAGUGAGUUCUUUGACAUGGGCAUCCAUUUUAGCCACCUUGGGCGAAGGGAUCACCUUGGAUCAAGCGAUGAUGGCGUACAACGCACACCCAGAUGUUGCAGCAUUCGAGGGAGAGGGGGCGGUGAAGAACCUGUUCAGCAGAACAUCCAACGCAGCUUUUGAAGUUCUUCUUCAGAGCACUCAUGACAUUGCGUGGGCUUUUGGCCCUUUCGGUGAGGUCUUUGGCACAUACAGCUUUGCAUUUCUUGGCUCUUCCCUGCCUCUUGAAUCUGGGUCGCCGAUGGAUGAUUGCAUUCCUUCUCCUUUGCCAAACGAGCCUUGUGUGACCAUUGAUUGGAGCCUUCCCAUGACAGACUCAGCCCAAGUGAUUUUGUUCCAGAGGAUCCUAGCGCACUGGAACAGAUCAACAGCAAAUUUUCCGGUUGCCAUGAAAAAGAAGUACAGGCUGAGCGCAGAAGAAGUGCAGGAUCUGCGCCACCGAAUCGUCCUUUUUGACCAGCUGCUGCCUCACAUAAAGACCAGGAUGGCCCCUGAGAAGGUUGAUGAAUGGCUGGCAGAAGUCAGUUCUUCUUCGAAGCGGGACGCUGACCUUCAGCAACUUUUGACUUCCAGGCCACCACGGUUUGCCAUGUCCAUGUUGCUCUCUGAACAGGAAUCCGCGAAGAAGGACUUGCUUGACACUGAGCAGAAGAGAAUUGAAGACAAAGAGGCCCAGCAGGCCGAAGUCGAUGCAGCUCAGUGGUCCUUUUUCAAAGGCGCUCUUAAAAGAGAUCAUGGAAAGGUGGAACAGGCGCAAGCUGCCCCACGGCUUGUCCGGCAGAAGUUGCACCAGAAGCAGGUUCAGCAACGAGCUAAGCUGGCAACAGAAGGUGAGCAUGCUUGCAAGGGAUACCAGGACUGCUAUCUCCGAGUCUUGCAGCUUGAGAAGAUUGAGCAUGCCGCCGGUGAGAUUUCCAAGAUGAAGCAGCAUGUUGUUUCCUGGCUUGAGCUGUUCUCGUUGCAUCAGGCCAACCAAACUCAUACUUCCCCUGACGAUGUGCACGUCGUUGGAUUUGUGGAUUACAACGCUCCAGGGGCACGGCAAGCUUCCAAGGUCGACAUCCUAUCUCAAGGCAUCAACCUGUGCAACAACCUUGGUGCCUCCAAGCAGAACGUGUGCAUGAUUCUCCUGCCAGAUCUGGCCAGAGAUAGCUCUCUCCGUGGGCUUUGGGAUGAGGAGAAGCAGAUCAUAGAGUCGCUAUUCGGCCAGAAAUUGGAUGUGGAGACCAGGUUUAUCGACUUGUUGACACGCGAGCCCCGAUCAGAAGGCCGCUCAUGCGUCAGAAGGUGGGCUGCUGGCCGAUUGGUUGUCAGUUCCGAAUCCAAAAAUGAGAAUCAUUGGCUGAACAGUGAGCUGGCUGUCUGUGGAAGACCAGUAGGACGUGCUGAGGGUGAGAAUGGUGCGCCGUGUUCCAUUCUCCCACGGUCAAGCGCCUUACUCCUUCCCGAGGGAGCAUCACCAGACAGCGAUUUGAAACUGGCUGACCGCACAAGACCAUCGCCGGAGCAGACUGCAGCACAGAAAGGCCAACAGCGGCUGCAACUCCUGAUCGAGUCACUGUUCCGCCACUCUGGCGUGAGGUCCCCUUGCUUGGUGGUUAACCUGACAGGGUACGUGGAGGAGCUUGCAGCAGCAGUUCUGAAUUUGAGGCUUUCUGGCAAUUUGGCAGGAGAAGGUGGUGGUUUCAUGUGGGAGAACCUUUUCUACUUGAGCCUUCACACCCUUGAUUCAGCAAUGGGCGUACAGUACGCACGCACUCGCGUUGCCCGAGAGUUGCUUGAUGGAUGGCUUUCGAAGCGCAUCAGCUUCAACGGCAAGAAGUUUGAAGACGCGGAAUGUGUGCUGACUGAUGAGGAGAUGAGAAGCAUCCCUGGCGCUGAGUGUGUCAGAUCUGUUGACUCCAUGAGUCUUGAAGUUCUUGUACGCGAAGGGACCAAGUUGGUCAUCCAUCCUGACCAAGUUCGCCAGUGGCAAGCAAAGGGGCCGAAGUUCGAGGAAGAGUUCCAGGAGCUUCGCCAAGCCCAUACUGAGAAGUACGAGACCAUGCUCGCAUCCAUGAUUCAACAGUCUUCCGGUGGAGCUUCUGCCGGGGCCAGUCAACUUGUGGCAGCUGAAGUGGAGGAUGAGCCGGAGCAAUCUGAGAACCAAGCCGAGGGUGAACCCGAAUUGGUGAAGUUUGAAUCCUUUGCCAAGCUGUCUGAAGCUGAUCCUGUGACAAUCCGAACCGCUUCGGAAAUUACUGGUGUCGAGCUGAUCAAGACUGCGUCCAAAAAAAAUUUCAUGAUGGCAGACAAGCAGAAAGCCAUUCCUCGCCAUAGCAUUUUGGGUGGCUUUGGCACCGGAAAGCAACUUGUCGAGCACAGCUCGAUCACUCCAGAGUGCACCCAUCAAGAAGUCAUGACGCUCUACAAGCUUCUGAUUCACCUGGAAAGGGUGAAGCGCCUGACCGAAUACAAGAUCUCCUACACGGACUGCGCCCGGGCGGCUGGAGAGUCUGGGGGCGGUGAUAGCUUCAGAGUCAACUUGAAGCAGCCCCACAAGUACAAGCGCUUGGCAGGCACCAGUGAGCGAACCUCCUCCAAGUCAUUUUUUGGCACCUGCAUGUCGGAGGUUGAGCAAAGCACUGUGAUUGGCAAGGUCUUCCGGUUCCGCUUCGAGCGGGUCAGUGGCUGCAUCAAGCUGCAGAAGCCCUAUUGCUUGAUCCUGAAGGGCAUCACUUUGAAGCCAAAUCAACCUGUUCAAAUUGCGUGCGAAAGCUUGGAGUUCCUGCCCAGCAUUUUGUGGUUUAAAGUCUUUGAUACGGAUAUCCUUGCUGAUUUUGCAAACCGCAGCAUAAUGAGGCACGUCCUGGCAGAAUUUGCAGACUUUUGCAAAGGAUGCUUGUUGAGCGUUGCGUGGUUUCAUUUCAUGGUGAUGAAACGCAAGUCUUGGCUUCAGAAGCACCGUGCUUGGUUGAAGAACAAGAAGUCGUUUGAGAAAGCUUCCAAAAAAUUGCGGCGAAUGACACAGCACAUCGGCGACAUUGAGCUGCUUCCUCCGCCGGCUCCUGCUUCGGCCAUUGAAACUGAACGCAUGCUAGUGGAAUGGUCCAUGGAGCGAAUCUUACGAGGAAUGGAAGCUGGAACCUGGAGACAGCUUCUCAAUCUGUUGCAGCUAUCCCUGGUCCUUUCUCCUUACCGUACAUUCUCCAUGGCGGAACUUGACGACAUCAAGUUGUCUUUGGCUAGCUUCUACCAGCUUUCCCUGAAAGCCCGAGAUGCCGGUGUAGUAGAAGAUGAGUUUGAAGUCGUGAAAGAGACGGGAAUUCAACUGGUGCAGCAUCUCGGUGUGUGGGCCUCAACGAAGCCGUUGGCUGACUUGAGCACAGCGGUGAUUGCAGCCAAGGUGAUCGCCGAGUUGGGCCCGAAAGCGGAUGUCAAGCCCAUUUGCCAUGCCUCUCUUGGUGCAGCUGUGGAGAUGAAAAACAUUGGGUAUUUGAGCACCCUGGAACCGAAAGUUCUCGAGCGAAUUGGUUUCAUGGCCAGGCUGGCCAAUCAGCACAUUCGCUGCUGGUUGUGGUCGGACGAAGUGAUAGGGGUGGACCCCUUGUACAAUUUAUGCUACCAGGCCGAUUCCAGCUACAAGCCGCCGCAGCCUGAUUUUGCCAUGGAAGAUUCGCAGGAUGACAUGACUGGAAAAAAGUCUCCAGAGCAAGCUUCGAGUGCGACGGCAAAAGGUGAGCGGCUUCCUGCAACUCCACCCCAGACAGUUGCACGAAAAAAGCUUGCUGAAAAAGACAAACCUCAGCCUGAUUCCCAAGGAGAUGACGGCAGCAUUUUCUAUGAAUCUGACCCUGAAGAAACUUUAGACGCAAAGAAGCGGCCAGCUGGAAACCAGCUGAAACCAGCCGUGUUGAAACGGCCAGCUUCAGCUAAAAAGCUCAAGCGUCCAGCCGCAGCAGGUUUGGAUGAUGACACCCAGCAUUUGGAUGAGCAGUCUCGAGUUGCUGAUGAGCAGGUCGAGCCGGAGGCUGGGAAGUGCAAACGUCCAGCUGCAGGUUUGGAUGACACCCAGCAUGUGGAUGAGCAGUCUCCGGUUGUUGAUGAGAUGGCUGAGCCGGAGGCAUCUCCAGUUGCUGAUGGGCAGGUCAAGCCGAAAAAAUCAGCUAGGAAGUGCAAACGUCCAGCUGCAGCAGGGUUGGAUGAUGACCAAUCUCUUCCUUCAGAGGCAGUUGCUGACGGGCAGGUUGAGCCGAAGCAGGGUGCGAAGAAUUUGGGAAGUGAUGAGAAGCCAAUUUCUGCAGAUGACAAGUCGAAAGUUUGGUGCCCGAAUGCCGAUUACUCAUACAAGAGCACUGAUGGCCGCUGGGAGUCUCACGAAACCACCAAGUUUCGCGAGAUUGGAUUGCAGUUGGCUGCUCCUGCAGCUGGCAAGGAAGCUUACCGGGCCCAUUUCCAACUUCUUCAGCAACCCGGAGCGGGGGCUUGGCUUCAUGCUGUUCCCAGCCCAGCCCUGGGUCUGCAUGUGGUGACACCGUUAUUUCGGAUCAUGGUGCGCCUCUGCUUGCGCUUGCCCGUUGCUGAUUCCGACCUCGCUUGCCCGCUGUGCGAUGGCACCGCUGACAGAUAUGGGGACCAUGCCCGGGUGUGCCCUUGUGGAGGCGACCGAGUCAAACGGCACAACCACCUCCGGAACCUUCUGGCUGCUCGCGCCAAAACCGCGGGCCUCCAGCCCGAAGUUGAAAAGGCAAACCUGCUGCCACCGCGGCCUGAGCAUCAGGGCGGCGCCGAGGAUGGUUCUCCCCAUGUUGGCCACCAGCCUGCGAGCCAGCGACGGCCGGCCGAUGUCUGGGUACCUAACUGGAACCUGCACGGCCCUGCCGCGUUUGAUCUCGCAGUCACCUCUGGCUUGCGACAAGGGCAGUUGGCGCAUUCCAUUGCCGAUGGUGGGCGGGCUACCCUUGACUAUGAGCAGCGCAAAUGUCAACACCUCAACACAUGGCAGGCCUGCGCAACCGAGGGCCUACAGUUCUUGCCUUUGGUUGUUGAAGGCUGUGCUGGUGGAUGGGGCCCUACUGCUUCGAAAACUUGGCAGCUGCUGGCUGCGGCUUUGUCUUCUCGAAGUGGCGAAGGGGCCAGCGUUGAACUGCAGCGGAUGUUGCAAUCCUUUAGCAUCGCGCUGCAGCGCGAAAAUGCUCGGGCA